AUGAUGUCCCAAGCAUUUAUGUCCAACCUGCUGAGGCAAGAGAAAGCACUAGGCAAACAUGGGUUCAGUGAAGAAAGGUUGAAAGGUAAAGUUUUUCUUUUACAAAAAGCUGUGGGUACUGACUAUGGAAAGAAUGUCUGUGGGAAUGAAGGGAUUCCUGGUGUUACAGGCUCCAUAGCUUGGGAGAAUAGUGGAACCACAAUAGUUUUAAAAUGGACAAAUGACAAUGAAAAACUCUUUGCAACUGAGAACAUUUAA
This is a messenger RNA of Prunus armeniaca (apricot), 258 nucleotides long. The record is from the annotation of a GenBank genome assembly. Lineage: Eukaryota; Viridiplantae; Streptophyta; Magnoliopsida; Rosales; Rosaceae.